AUGUCACCUCAAGUGAUUUUGUUAUUUAGCGGUAAAAGAAAAUCGGGGAAAGAUUAUCUCACAGAUCAUUUACAGCAAAGGCUAAAAAACGAAUGUGGAGUCAUAAAAAUAUCAGCACCUAUAAAAAGUUAUUGGGCUAAAGAAAAUAAUUUGAAUUUGAAUGAACUUUUAAGCCACAAUGAAUACAAAGAGCAAUACAGACUGGAGAUGAUAAGAUGGAGUGAUAGCAUUCGAGCACAGGAUUAUGGUUAUUUUUGUAGACAAGCUUGCCACGAUGCUUUGGACAAACCAACAUGGAUUGUGAGUGAUAUAAGAAGAAAAACUGAUAUCUGUUGGUUUAAAGAAACUUAUAAGGAUUUAGUCAAAACUAUUCGCAUUGUAGCCGAUGAAGAGACUAGGAAAUCUAGAGGCUUCCAAUAUAAAGAUGGCAUUGAUAAUGUUGCUUCAGAAUGUGAUUUAGAUGACUAUGGCGAUUGGGAUUUAGUGAUUAAUAAUGGUGAAGGAAAACCAACAUUACAGAAACAAAUGGAGUCUAUAAUGGAGUUAUGUAAAAAUAACAAAUAA
This is a messenger RNA of Chilo suppressalis (striped riceborer), 564 nucleotides long. The record is from the annotation of a GenBank genome assembly. NCBI's taxonomy places the organism in Eukaryota, Metazoa, Arthropoda, Insecta, Lepidoptera, Crambidae.